Messenger RNA from Phlebotomus papatasi, 2598 nucleotides. Its product is annotated as protein tweety. NCBI's taxonomy places the organism in Eukaryota, Metazoa, Arthropoda, Insecta, Diptera, Psychodidae. Gene Ontology annotation, molecular function: intracellularly calcium-gated chloride channel activity; volume-sensitive chloride channel activity. The transcript is spliced from 6 exons. Gene Ontology annotation, cellular component: plasma membrane. The record is from RefSeq and is a predicted model, not a curated record.
AGAGGCACUGCAAGUAAAUUUUGGGGCUGAGGGUGUGUCGUGCAAAAAUUUCACAGCAAAAAUGCCCCAAUUUUCCGCCUAGCUGGUGCCCGGAGAAUGUCCAGUGGAGGCUCAGUGUGUGCUUAAGCAGGUGUACAAGUGAAUAAAAGUGCCCAAGGACUGGCUGCCCAGCGGAUAUCUCUCAAAUUUGUCUUCCCGUUUUGCAUUGAGUCAUGGGGCUGCUGUCUGAGCCCGUCGACACUACCAGUCACUAUGAGGCGCCCCUUAUUGCCAAAUUGCUCCACAAACUGCCCCACUACAACAUCACCUUCCAUCGCAUUGCUAACACAACGUUCCGGCCAACAGACGCCGUCUAUUUGGAGAGUCUCGGGAUUCUGGGCUCAGUUCCGGCUGCUCUGUUGAUUGUGUCUCUGUUCGGACUCCUGCUCUACCUCAUGACACGUUGCUGUGACCGGAAACCGCGUCCGGCUCAUUCCAUCAAAAGCCUCAAAAUUACAUUGUCCAUUGUGACAGUUCUCUGCUGCGCAGCCAUCGGAUUGGGGCUCUAUGGGAAUGAUGAUCUGCACAAUGGACUCCUGGAAGUUCUCACAGCCGGCCGGAAGGUGGACAAUCUCGUGUCUUCCGUGAGGAAUCAGACUCACAUUCUGGAGAAUACACUGGCUAUGAAGAUUCGACCACAAUUGGUGGAAUUGGCAGAUAUAUUUGAUCAGCCAGCUUCCAAUCAGACUGCUCUGUCACAGUUAAUCUUGGCUCUCAAUGUUGUUCAGGGCAAUGUUACAAUUGCCAUUAAUGCUGCCGGAGAUAUUCGUCGUCCUUUAAUGGGCAUCGUUAUGUCUAAUUUUCUCAAUACUGGGGAUCAGUGGGAGUUGAUUCGAUGGCCAGGAACUGUGGCUAUCCUAGCACUCUUACUGGUGCUCUGUGCUGUGCUCUUGGUUGGAGUUGCCAGGCAUUCUCGUUGUGCUCUGAUUCUGUUCAGUGUUUGCGGAUUGUUAGCAGUGACUGGAUCCUGGCUCAUGUCAGGACUCUAUCUGUCCAGUUCUGUGGCAGUUGGGGAUUUGUGCAUUGAUCCAGCUGAGUAUUUGGCCUCAGAGGCACCAAGUGAGAUGCCAACGGAUGUUUUGCUCUACUAUACACAGUGUGAGAGUGUUCGCUCAAAUCCCUUCACACAGAGACUGCGAGAAUCCCAAAAUGCCAUAAAUAAUGCACGAACAGCUAUGUCUACAGUGUCCAAAGUUUCUUUGGUCCUGUUUAAGUCAGCGGGGCUUCAGCCGAAGUUGGGAGCUGUCUCGGCUGAUCUGAAUUUGAGUGAACGUCUCCUCACGCAACUCACAGCUUUGGUGGAUUGCAAAGCCAUUCAUUUUAACUACUUAACGGCAGCUCGUGGACUGUGCGAGGGUGGUCUCUUGGGGUUGGUUCUCAUGCUCAUUGCCAGUUUUAUUGCUGCCAUUCUGCUCACUGUGAUGGUCUGGGUGGACUCUCACACUUGGAUCUACAUACGGAAACGAAAUGACUACUCUCAGGUGGAGGAACCAUCCUACAUUUCUCAUCAGCCACCGCAGAAUCAUCAAACUAUGGCCAGAACAUUGCCUCGGAAUCACAAUGGACCACCGGCCAUCAGUGGAUCACAUACAUUGGCACAUGCUGGUCGGAAGCAUCAUGAGAUGAUGGUGCACCAACAUGUGCAUCCACAUCAUGGACAAAUGCGAUCUAUGGGUACUCAUACUUUGGGUCGGCUACCAUCGCACAAUCACAGUCCAGGACAUAAUAUGCCGGGUCCCAAUAAUGGGAAGUACGCUACGCUCAGUAAGCAGUGUAAAACGCUGGAGGCGAAUGAUUUUUACUGAAAUUCAGCCGCCUGUGGCGACCCGCACGGCAACUCGUCUCAUGCCCAUCAUCAUCAUCAUCACUAUUCUGAUGGGCACCAGGUGCAGAUACAGCAUCAUCCGCCACAUCAACCACUAGCUGUGGGCUCCGUGGCCACCAUGCGACGUCCUGUGGCCAGAGAGGAUGCCAUUCCUAGUUCUAGUGUCGUGGAUAGUGCCCUGUUUGAGCGGGAUAAGCAGAUAUACAGGUGCUCAACAAUGCGCCAAGGAGGGAGGUUCGAUCAGAAAACUGGAGGGCCAAUGAAACCGGCUAUUCUCAAUUGUCCCCUCCCGGAGAUCCCGAAGAAGACCGAUGAACAGGUGCUCUCUGCUGAGGAACUUAAAGUCUCCACAGCACGCAAUCCACAACGAACGCUGAAACUGCCACCAAAUGCCAAGGCCAUUCCGCCUCCUAAGAUUCUCUCUCCUUUGCCGAGUGAUCUCAGUGGAGGCACAGCCAAGGCUCCACUACCAGUUGCCACGGAGGCUGAGAAGGGCAAUGUGACCAAGUCACCAGCUGUGGCUCAUCCACCAGCCACAACGCCAACCUCCAUCAAUCCCAAUGACGAGUCAAACUACGCCGUGACUGAGCUGUAAUAGUUGCUACAGGCCACCCAUUAUUUCCAUUUUCAUUCUCCAACGUUGUAAGUAUCAUAACUCCCCAAUUGUGAAGUCAUGUGUUCUCACCCUUUUUGUGUGCAACAUAUUUUAAGAGAGAUUUUAUUGGAAAAAAAUA